This is a messenger RNA of Zingiber officinale, 1553 nucleotides long. Its product is annotated as B3 domain-containing protein Os03g0120900-like. Gene Ontology annotation, molecular function: DNA binding; DNA-binding transcription factor activity. Bases 118 to 1038 code for a protein of 306 amino acids. The record is from RefSeq and is a predicted model, not a curated record. NCBI's taxonomy places the organism in Eukaryota, Viridiplantae, Streptophyta, Magnoliopsida, Zingiberales, Zingiberaceae. The transcript is spliced from 2 exons.
AUCUUCUGCCAACAAAAUCGAUCUCCAUCAUUGGUCAAUGGCUACAACCUUCCUUCCCCUCUUCAUUCAUUCCUUGUGGUAGCUAGCUUGAUUCUUAGCUAGGUUUUGAUUCUUGAGAUGGAGCUGGGAGAUGGAAGAAGUGCGUUUUCUGUAACUACUGAGCGGGGAGAGGUGUGGAGGUAUGCUCCCUCCUAUUCUUCUUCUUCUUCUACUUCUUCUUGUUCUUCGGCUCCGUUCAAGUGGAAGGAAGGUGAUUACUUUUGGGGCGUGGACAAGGAGGCGAUGUUUGAUAAGGUGGUGACGCCGAGCGACGUCGGGAAGCUCAACCGGCUGGUGAUCCCCAAGCAGCACGCCGAGAAGUACUUCCCGUUGGGCGGCGGCGCUGGCGGCCGGAACCCGAGCGGGGUGAUGCUCGCCUUCGAGGACCGCAACGGCCAGUCGUGGUGCUUCCGGUACUGCUACUGGGGCAGCAGCCAGAGCUACGUGAUGACCAAGGGGUGGAGCCGGUUCGUGAAGGAGAAGCGCCUCGACGCGGGGGAUGCCAUCGCCUUCGGCCGCGGAGUCGGGGAACCCAGUCGGGACCGGCUUUAUAUAGACUGGAAGCGGAGGCCGGAGAGCCGCCCUCUUCGUGGAAUUUCCUUCUGCCACUUCUUCAUGCCGCCGCUGCCUCUGGUAAGGUCCAACGCCGCCGCUGCCUCCUCCUCCCCGUCCGCUAACGUUCAGCAACAGGUAGUUUUCUUUCACCCUCCCGCCGCGCUGCGGCCAGUUCAGGUCGAUCCUCGGCCGGAUAACAACCAGCGGCAGGCGAGAGACAAGGGCGUGUGGCUUUUUGGGGUAAACCUCCUAGCCAGCCAGACGGACGCCGGAGGCUCUAGCGACUUCAUAUCUUCCCAGGGCUCAUCGUCCUCACUGGAUCUCGAUUCUUCACUACUGACAAAGACAGAUCCCUGGAAACUGGAACUGGAGAAAGCUCGGAGAGAAGCUCCUCACGUCGCCAGCAAUGCACAUGAUGAUUCCCAUCACCGAUUUUGGCGUUGAUGUUCUUUACUGCUGAUUUUUGCAUCGACGUCCUUUGCUGCUGAUUUCGGCGCCGACAUCCUUUGCUGUCGAUUUCGGCACCGACAUCCUUUGUUGUCGAUUUAGGCGCCGACAUUUGAUGUGCGUAGAUAUUAUGAUCGUUUAUGCAUGUUUUAACGUACAUUCACUUGUUUUAUUUGUAUAUAUUCUUUGCACGAUCAUCUCUCUUAUCGUUUAUUCAGUAUUUAUUACUAUUUUAUCGGAAAUCUGCUCUUUGUUUGGUUUUAUGUUGAUAGGGAUAACUUUUGGAGCGAAAAGGACGAUUGUCGAUGCAUCGGAGCAAAGCAGAGCACGGUCGUGCAACCCUGCAUGGCCGUGUGGCCAUUCCAGACAGAGAGCAGAGCACGACUGUUGAUAACUAUGAUUUUGGCUAUAUUAUCUUGAUUCAUAAUGCAUGUUUUUAAUGAUAUUUUCAUAGCUUAAAGUCAUAUUUACUCUACAUUUCAUAAUUUCAUUCUAUCUUGGAUUUAAUUGCA